AACAUUGUACCUAACGUUACGGUCACUACAUCACAAUCAACGUUCAGCGCAGACUCGCUUUCGCAGCUUGUCGUCCCGUCUGUAGAGUCGUAUUACUUGAUCUUAAUUGCUGUAAAUUGUGUAUUGAUUCUGUGUGUUAUAAGAAAAAAUUACCAUCUAAAUAAAAAAAAAAAUUUUGUUCUAAUAGGUAUAUAGAUAGAUAGGAUACAUUAUACCUAUAUAACAAAGUAGGUGUAAACUUUCGUUUUCGUGUGUUUUGUUGUCUGUGUGUCUAUAGAACUCAGAUAAAAAGCCAUGGACUGGAAGUUUUUCGGAAUUAUCCUUAUGAUAGGUUGCCCUUUAUUUGGUCAAGAAACGAAUGAAGAGUACAGAACAACAACAGAGGAAUCAAUUGAUGACGAACGAUUGGCACAAUCUUUGAAUAACUUUGGAUAUAAAUUAAUGAUUGAAAUAAUGAAACAGAACGAUGAAAAUUUGAAUAUAGCGAUAUCACCAAUGAGUAUAUCAAGCGUUCUGGCAAUGAUUCUUCUAGGUAGCGUUGGAAAAACUUAUGACGAAAUAGCCAAAGUUUUAGGAUUUUCAAAUGACAUAUUAACGAAUCGUAAAAACCACGAACAAUUUGGGAAACUUCUGCAAGCUCUCAACACGAAUACGUCAUCCAAGACGACGUACGCGGAUGCCAUAUUUGUGGACAAAGAUACGCGCCUGCGUGAAGUUUACCGGAAUUAUUUGGAAAUGGUGUACCAUGGCGAGGCACUCAGUACCGAGUUCAGCGACAGAGUCAAGGCUAGACAGGUGAUUAAUGAAUGGGUGAAAGAGCAUACAAAAGAUAAAAUAGAAGAAUUUCUACCGCAAACACUUCCCGAAUCGACGAAAGUAGUUUUACUGAGUGCGCACUAUUUUAGUGGACAAUGGAAAACACCUUUUCUGCCAGAAUUUACAAAAAAAUUGCCUUUCAAAACACCAACAGAAGAAAUUACGGCAGAGCUCAUGGCAAAUUUUGGAAAUUUUGAUUACAUAUUUUCUAUGGAAGAUCAAUUACAUAUGGUGGCAUUUCCUUAUAAUGAUAGUAUGACCACAAUGUACGCUCUUAAACCCCGGAUACCAAAACGUUUGAGCUUAUUUGAUCUGUUGAAUAAAUUGGAUUACGCUAAAAUUGAAAGUUUAAUAAAUCGAAUGGUUAAAAGAAAUUGUGUAAUAAGAUUUCCUAAAAUGGAACUCCAGAGUAACUUCAAACUGAAAGCUCCAUUGAAAUCUCUAGGAGUGAAUACUAUGUUCAACCCUGAUGAAGCAAAUUUUGCUCUUAUGGUAGAUGGUAAUAAUGUAGUCAAUAAAACUGAAUCUGAACUGAUUGGGCGAAUAAAUACGGGAGAAUUAGAAGCAAGAGGAUUGAAAGAGUUAGUCGACGAGCUAGUCAAUCCUGGGGUGCAUGUCGACUCUGUGAUACAUGAAGUGAAGAUGACUGUUAAUGAAUUCGGUACUGAAGCUGUGGCUGCGACCAGCGCAGUAACGACUCGUUCAGCAGAAUUAUUCUACGCCGAUUCACCGUUUUAUUUAUUUAUUAGAAAUGAGAAGACUAAGCUCGUUACAUUCAGUGCAAUCAUAUUUAAUCCUAAUGUAUAAAUCACAAUACAUUUUUCAUAAAUACAAGUAUCA
Molecule: messenger RNA, 1656 nt
Organism: Galleria mellonella (greater wax moth)
Lineage: Eukaryota; Metazoa; Arthropoda; Insecta; Lepidoptera; Pyralidae
Gene: serpin-13
Product: serpin B8-like
Exons: 9
Coding region: 295-1623 (442 amino acids)
Molecular function (GO): serine-type endopeptidase inhibitor activity
Source: RefSeq, a predicted model, not a curated record